This is a messenger RNA of Erpetoichthys calabaricus (reedfish), 4775 nucleotides long. It is a transcript of the gene chpfa, whose product is annotated as chondroitin polymerizing factor a. Lineage: Eukaryota; Metazoa; Chordata; Cladistia; Polypteriformes; Polypteridae. Gene Ontology annotation, cellular component: Golgi cisterna membrane. Gene Ontology annotation, molecular function: glucuronosyl-N-acetylgalactosaminyl-proteoglycan 4-beta-N-acetylgalactosaminyltransferase activity. Bases 707 to 3013 code for a protein of 768 amino acids. The transcript is spliced from 4 exons. The record is from RefSeq and is a predicted model, not a curated record.
UGUUACUGAAACUCUUAAUGCAACGCUUGCUCCUCCAGUAUUACUUGAAUCUGAGAGCAUCAACCGUCUGGAUUCCUUAAAAUGACGUAGCUCUAUGCAAAUAAGCAUCAUUCGCUCUACUUUGACGCCCUCUGGUGGGUAGGAUGCUGAUUCAGUUCAGAAUUACGUACGAAUUUGAAGGGAUAAGUUCGUUUUUUUUUAGAAAAAAACUAUUGGAAUCAAGGGUUUAGUAAACUUUAUGAACCGAAUAAAGAAUGUGAGCGCCAUCCAUGUCCUCUUGCUUUACUUUUGAACACCACCUCGAAGCCGAUCAGGAGUGGCGCGCGUGCACAUGAGGUUGCGCGCGACCUCGCCUUCGCUGUGCCCAAGUCGUUAGCUAGUGUGUUGUGUGUUCGUGACGUGAAAGGGUUAACGUCCCGUCCCUCAAGAGGAUUUUUUUUCUGACGUUAAGAUCUACAUGCAGGAGGUGGAGCUCACGGGGUGACACGUAAGAAUGUUACAGUACGUCUAGAAGGAGUGCGACAGAGACUUAUGUUUUCUCAGUGCUGUGAAGUUUGAUCCUUCGAUUUUUUUUUCCUACCACUUCAUACACAAAAAUCAUCAUCGGCAGGCUGCGUGCGUUUUCUCCAGACGUAGCCACGUGGGUGCUGGUAUCGUUGGUCUCCGGGCUUCUUGGGAGUCAGUCGCUCGUCGCUUCUCUGUCAGGAUGAGGUUUUCCAUGCUCAUUUCGCUGCUCAGGCCGAUCGGGCCGGUGGUUAUCGGCAUCUCUCUCGGCUUUACCUUAAGCCUGCUGAGCGUAACCUGGGUAGAGGAGCCGUGCGAUUCCGACGCCAAAGGAGGGGACGAAGUGGCGGUGCAGCAGGAGGGCAAGCUGAAUGGAGCUCGUAAACCCAACUCGCUUUCUGGUGUUGACAACGGUGAAGCCGAGGAGCAAUUUGAGCCCAAGAUAGUGCCGUACAAACCGGGCCAGAAGCAGUCAACGGCGAAGAAAGUGUUCAGGGCAAAAUAUAUCAGCACUGAACUAGGAAUACGGGAGAGACUUUUUGUUGGAGUCCUUACAUCCAAAAAUACCCUUAACACUAUGGCAGUGGCUGUAAACCGAACAAUUAGCCAUCAUUUGGAAAACGUUGUCUAUUUCACCGGAGAUGCGGAACCGAAAAAACCCCCCCAUGGAAUGUUUGUGGUCACUCAUGGUGAUGAACGCCAUAUCUGGAACAUGUUCCAGACCAUUAAGUAUGUGCUUGAGCACUACAUCAAUGAGUACGACUGGUUCUAUUUUCUUCAAGAUGAUACCUAUGUGGAGGCAGACCGCAUCAAAAUGCUAGUGGGGCAUUUAAGCAUUGAUGUGGAUCUCUACAUGGGCAAACCGGAGGAAUUCAUUGGAGGGGAGCUGGAAGGAAGGUACUGCUAUGGUGGAUUUGGCUAUUUGCUGUCUAGGAUGCUUCUUCUUAAACUGCAGCCCUACCUUGAAAACUGUCGGAAUGACAUAGUGAGCGCCAGGCCAGAUGAAUGGCUAGGAAGAUGCAUCAUCGAUUACGGCAGUACAAACUGUGUAAAUGAACAUGAGGGAAUCCUCUACAAUCACUUUGAAAUGGGAAAAAAUUCAGAUCCAAGUAAAGAAGAUAAUUUGCAAUUUAAAAAUGCCUUUGCUGUUCACCCUGUGUUGGAUCCUGUACAAAUGUACAAAUUACAUAAGCGCUUUACUGAAAUUGAAUUGCAGAAGACUUACGAUGAGAUUGAAAAACUUCAGGUGGAAAUUAAGAACAUCAGUGAGCUUGCCAUUGAUGGAAACAGAAGUGCCCAUUGGCCAAUUGGUAUUAAUCCACCUUUCCAGCCAAAGAACCGUUUUGAAGUUCUUAGAUGGGACUAUUUUACUGAAGACUUAGUCUAUACCUGCACAGAUGGAUCUCCAAAAUGUGAGCUUCAGGGAAUUGACAAAGCAGAUGUGGCAGACAUUAUUGAAACAGCAAUGGGAGAGCUUAACAAAAAAUACAAGCCCAUACUGCAUCUUAAAAAGCAGCAGCUCUUAAAUGGCUACAGGCGCUUUGAUCCAACACGUGGCAUGGAGUAUACUUUGGAUCUUUUAAUUGAGGUGGUUAACCAGAAAGGGAGGAGCCGUUCCAUUACAAAGCGAGUUCAUCUCAUGCGACCUUUAAGUAAUGUAGAGAUUAUUCCUAUGCCGUAUGUCACAGAAGCAACAAGGGUUCAUAUUGUGCUUCCAAUGACUGUACACGAUCGAGAUAAUGUUAACCAGUUUUUAGAAAUAUAUGCAGCCAAUUUUUUUGAAACCAGCGAAAAUGCUGUUCUGUCUUUCUUAUUUAUAUAUGAUUCUUUUGAAGCCCAACAAGUCAAUCAGAAUGAUAUAUUUGCAAACAUUAAAGCUAAAAUUUCUUCUUACGAGCACAAGUACCCUGCAACGAAAAUACCCUGGAUAAGUGUCAAAACUGAAGCACCAUCACAGAUUAAAAUCAUGGACAUAAUCUCAAAGAAACAUCCCGUUGACACUUUGUUUUUCAUAGCUAACGUCAAUACAAAUAUAAAUUCAGAGUUCCUCAAUCGCUGCAGAAUGAACACUAUUAACAACUGGCAGGUCUUCUUCCCAAUCCAUUUUCAAGACUACAACCCUGACAUUGCUUACCAUAACCAACAGCGCCCCGUAACUAUUGACCUGGUGAAGGAUGCCGGUCACUUUGACCGCAAUGUUUUUGAUGAAGCUUGUUUUUAUAAUGCUGAUUACAUGGCAGCAAGAACAAAAAUGUCUUCAGAUGUGCAAGAGAAUGAAGAGAUCUUGGAGAUUCUGGAUAUUUAUGAAAUGUUUAUCAAAUAUGCCACUCUUCACGUGUUUCGAGCAGUUGAACCUGCUUUACACUUGAAAUACCAACAGAAAGUGUGCAAUCCGAGACUAAGUGAAGAUAUUUACCACAGAUGUGUUCAAAGUAAUUUGGAGAGCCUUGGAUCCCGGUCUCACCUUGCAAUGCUGUUAUUUGAUCAAGAGCAGGGGAACAGUACUUGACCAAACUGAAUAGUAGAGCUGGCGUUUUCAAUAAUGAAUCAUAGGGUGUUUUUAAAGUUUUUUUUUUUGUUUUGUUUUGUUAUGUUUUUUUUCACAUCAUUGAGUAAAGUUUACACUACAGAGCACCUGGACAGGGCUGCUUUAUCCAUUUUAUCACUAUCUCUAUUCUUCUUUAAAUGAAGUAGAUUCUGGAUUUUUUUCUUUAUAUAUAUAUAUAUAUAUAUAUAUAUAAUAAAAAAUAUAAGAUUUCAGUCCAAAUUGCUGGCUUCAAUAUUAAUGACUGUAAAUUGAAUAUUUAAAGAUAGAAAGCUGAUUUCCUGGUUUUUCUACAUUUUGCAGUGUCUUUUACCCUGUGGUUCUGCAAGUUUACAACUGCAGAUUAGCUUGAAACACCUCUCUGUUGUCUUCAGUCAUUCCAUUUUGGUUUAACAUAAAGGCAUUCCAGCGACUUUCAUUUAUCAUCCUAAACUGAAAUUUUUCUUUUUCUUUAAGAUGUGUAAAGAAAUACUGAACUAUUUUUAUACUAUUUGUGUAUUAUAAGUAAAUUGAAAAUUUUAACCAAGGCUGCUUUAUAUCAGGCUUUAAAGAAUCCAUACUGGCACUGACCUGAUAAUCUUAGACUCAUUGGAGGUUUCAGUAUAGUGCAAUAUGAGAUUAUUAAUGUUUAAGCAGGAAUGUGUUUAAUGUGUCCUGCUGGCUUUUCAUAGUUAAAUCCACUCCAGGAUGCCAAAACUGGACUAAGAGUUAACCAGCAGGCAGAGUAUGCUCAUACCAAAGUAUGUUAAAUGAGAAAUACUGGAAUGUAUGAAUGUACAGUAGCAUUCUGUUUAGUUAACAUGUGAGACAUGCACUGCUGUUCCAUUGUUUCACUUUGUAAAUCAAAAACUCUUUGUUCAUGUUCAAAUAGUGUAACACUUUUUUCUUAGAAAUAUAUUUUUGUAAGAAUUAUUUGCUAUUGGGAGACAUAGUCAUUAAAAAGGAUGGUUAAAUAAACAUUUUAAAGGUAAGCAUUAAGCAAAAUUUUAUAGCUUACAUGUAUAUAGGGGAACAAAUAAUGACCAUAAGCCCUGUGAAAUUUGACUUUUAUUUUUUUGUUUAGCAAGUCUGUAAAUGAAAGCAAUUCUUAAUGACUUGUUCACAUUAGUUCUGUACUUAUUGUCUCUCUCGGGCUUUGUGCUGUUUUGUUUUAUUAAUUAGCUAAAACUGACCGUGUGCAAUAAUUACAAGCUUAAUGGCAAACAUUGCUGUUGAGCCAGAUAAGGAGUUAGCAUUGUGUUGACUUGUUAUAUUUCUAGAAACACUUCCAUAUUAUAACAGAGAUAAUAUUAGGAAUUCUGGCACAAUAUUACUUGUACUGCCGACUUUUUCAACAUACAGUGGCAUUUGCUUUAGCUUUAAUUUACAUUUUUGGAGUAAUGUGUGUCUUAUUAUAUUUAUGUAGUGAAGGAAAGAAAUGUGACCACAAAGUUGGAAAAGAGAUAAACAGUGCAAUAUUUGAAAAUGAUUACAUACGUACAAUAUGCUGUAUUCACAGGCCUACCUGUCAGUUAUUUCCAGUUCAUGAUCACUUUCACAGACUAAAGUUUAAACAUAUUUGCACUGUCAUGUACAUGUUUCUCCCUUUUCACAUCACAUUAAUCAUAUACAGUAUGUUAACUUUUUUUUAUUCCAAAGUUCAUUUUUAAUUAAAAUUUACUUAUAUUUCAUUGACCCUUUUUGUAAGCAUGAAUGUGCGUGUGUGUGUGUAUAUAUAUAUAUAUAU